AUGAGUGAAACGCACUUUUACCUUACAUUACCUAGUAAUGCCUCUCUGGAUGUAUUCCCUGAUAAUAAGACAGGAAGUUACCUCGUGAAGUUACCUCAUCCCAUUGAUUUAAACGGCAACUGGGAAGUCGGAUUAUAUUCCAUAUCUUAUCCUAAUACAUGGUACACCCUGCGUGCAGAGGAUAAUCACAUCUACUGCAGUACCGACGGUCAUAUCUUUUCGCCGGUAAUGGUAGACUGCGGCUAUUACGAAACGGUACAGGAUCUUAUCGCAGCCGUCAACAGGACCCUUGAAAAGAAGACCGGAAACCGGGGCAUUGCCCUAGCGUUUGAUCCUAGGACCACCAAGAUGAAAGUGACAAUUAGUCAGAGAGGGUAUAUGUUGGGACUAGCCACAAAAAUGUCAGCUAUGCUGGGAUUCGGGGGAAUAGAUAUGAAAAUUAAGAAAACAACCACAAGUCCGUACGUUGCCGAUCUACUUGAUAUUACUACGGUUUACAUUUACUGUGAUAUUGUCCGACCCCAGAUUGUGGGUGAUGUCAGUGUUCACAUGCUCCGGACCAUACAUGAUAUUGUCGCAAAGACAUUCAACAAUAUACAGUAUGUACCCGUUCAGACAAAGUCCUUUGAAGACAUCCAGAUUCUUUUAAGGGACGGGACGGGUGCUCCCGUGCCAUUCGAACGCGGAACGGUCAUAGCGACACUGUACUUCAGAAAACAGAGUUACUUUGCCUAG
Messenger RNA from Paramuricea clavata, 735 nucleotides. The record is from the annotation of a GenBank genome assembly. NCBI's taxonomy places the organism in Eukaryota, Metazoa, Cnidaria, Anthozoa, Malacalcyonacea, Plexauridae.